Messenger RNA from Prorocentrum cordatum, 4009 nucleotides. NCBI's taxonomy places the organism in Eukaryota, Dinophyceae, Prorocentrales, Prorocentraceae. The record is from the annotation of a GenBank genome assembly.
GCAAGGGUACGGUACGAUCUCCGCCACCAAACCGACCAAGGCUGGAAUGCGGUGGGAGCAGGAGCCGAUGCCAGGCCUCAGCGCUGCUCAGAGGCGCGCCGCCGACGAUGCAUCGAGGACCUUGCUCGCCAACCCCGACGGCAUAGGCAACAGCGCCGAGCUCGACAGGCACUGGAAGCAGCAGGGCGCCACGGCCAGGCUCCAGCGAGCCGUGCAGACUUUCGCGUUGCGGCCUGUUGGUAUCAUUGCCUUGGGCCGCUGGUCGGUUUGCUCGUGGUGGCGUACGGCUGGUACUGUGAUCAUGAUAUAUUUCAUGUACUAUGUGGCCGAGCGGUCUGGAGUAAUCGCUUGGUGUCGCGCGCUGCUGCAGGCUGGAAGCACCCCAGCUUGGGCGGUCAGCUCAGCCAUGUAUACGGUCAGCCAGCUGCACGAGCCAGUUCAGAGCUGGAUCGACGAUUUCAACGACUACACGGGCUACCAGGUCACGAUGUGGGAGUUCCAGGUGGCCGUGAUCUCAUUCAUGACGAUCAUCGUUCUGGCGGACGUGCCUACCCACGAGCAUUGGAAGGAGAAGAUGGCCCGUGUUCUGAAGGUGCUAGUGGAGGGCCAGGCGAGGCUGCAGUUGACCGUCGAGGCAGUCGACGGUCGGGCCCGUCAGGGUCGUCUCCUGAGGACUGUGCAGGGCGCCGACGUCGAGAGCGGGUCGAGCCCGAAGUCAGUGGAGGUCUUCAGGCGUCACAUCGACUACCCCGAGCAGUUGGUGAAGGACGACAAGGUUACCAUCUCUCGGCAGGGGUCGCAAUCGACUUCGGGGGCGUCCUGGGAGGUCGUGGCGUCGGAGGCCGCGGGUCGCGAGCUGGCCCUGACGGCCUUGAAGGGUUGCCGCGAGAUCGAUCCGAUCCAGCGGCGCAUGCCCGACGGGCACCGCCGGCGAGCGACGCCAGAGCACCUGGCCGAGGUCUACAGCGCGCCGAGGACGGACAUGGAGCGCGCGCAGCAGUUCCUGAGGGAUCGGCAGCUCGAGCCCCGCGCCGCGGCCGAAGGCGCGGUCAACGCGCCGGCUUGCGAAGCCAGGUUGUUGCUGGAGGGCCGCGCCCCCAAUCUGGUGAACUUCGUCAGCCUCGAGUACCUUGCGAUGAAGGCCACCGGGAAUGAGGACUGGACGUCGAAGGUGGACUGGGGCAUGGUCCGUCGCAUCGACCCUGCCCUCGUCGCCGGCAGGGCCCGCAGGGGGUGCAUGGGGGAGGCGCGCGCGGAAGUGCAGACGGGGGUGGCCAGGGGCGCCGACUUCGCGGAGCUGAAGCUGAAGGUCGGAGAGAGGGCGUCGAAGCUGAUCGAGCACCCCGCGACCGACUGGGGGAUGUGGAACCAGAGCCCAUAUCGCCUUUUUCGAUUACGAGAGAUCGUUCGAGCCACCCGCUGCCUGGGGGCCCCGCGCUGCCCGGUGUCGGGCCGCGUCUCGGACGAGCUCUCGGAUGCGAGGCCCUCGGUGAAGAAUGGGUUCUCGCCGCGCCGCAUCAAUGAGAGGCCACCUGGCUGCUUGGGUGGUCGAGAGGAUUCUGCAGGCUGCGCGUCGACGACCUUUCCGCGGAUCGCCCGGUGGGGCGAGUCGCUCUCGCGCGGCUCACGGGAGGCGCCGUCAGCGAACGUUUGCUGGGAGCUGCUGAUCUCGACCGUCGAGUUUCUGAGUUGCCUGGUCAUUGGCGGGGGCUUUUAUUCAUUGGAACACCCGGAGGAACCUCGGCAGGACCCCCGCCCGAGCAUCUGGACCCUGACGGCCACCACGGCGCCGGAGCACCUUGCCCUGGCGAGGGGCGCCGAUUGUUUUGAGGUGGCCCAGAAGGAUUUCUGGAGGAGGGCCCAUGAGGCCAGGGGCCCCAACGCACGCGACCGCCACCUGAUCGGGGCGCCCGGCGAGGCGCAGAAGGUCACGAGGGCCUCCUUCGACCGGCGCCGCGAGGGGUUCGACGCGAGGCGGAACCGCAUCGGCGGCCGCCUGGCUCUGCAGGGCAGGCUUCCAGUCGGCAGGUCCUGGACUUCCCUGGCCCGAAACUACGCGGGCCCGUUCUCUGAGAAGAUGGUGCAGCACCACCUCGCGGCGCUCGACCUGAUCGCCCCUGGCGCGCGGAAGCCGCCGCAGUCCCUGAGCGACGAGGCGGCGCUGGGGAUCUCGGGUUUCUCGACCGCGACCGACGACCUAGCGACGAAGGUUCGAGCGCCAGAGGUCGGGCCUGGCCGGGGCCCUCUGAGGAGAUUGGGCGAGCUCCAACGCGCCCGGCGGGCGCGCGCGGAGCACCAGAACGUCCUCGAGCUGCGGGCCUUCGCGCCGCGCGCGCGGGCAGCGCUUCGGACAAGGUCUGCCUGGGGCCGCCGGCCAUUCGCGAUCGCGGAUUCGAUGGUGGCGAUCGGGGCCGCCUCGAAUGGCAGGAGCAAGUCGGAGGCCCUCAACGCCAUCAGUCGCGCCAACGGUCAGGCCCCGAAGGAGAUCACCGAGCGCCUGCGACCCCCCGCCAAGCGCGGAGCUGUCGCGAACGGGUUUCGGGCCACGGCGCCGGACCACGCAGGUGUCGCAGGUCGGGCGCGCGAGGCCAGCUACGAGACGAGCGACGCCCUCGCCUACGAUGCCGACUGGCGAAGGUUCAGCGACUGGGCGGACGCCGAGGGCGUCGACAUUUCUCCGAGCCACCUGCUGGACAGGGCGAUCUUCAUCUACAUGGACUGCCUGUGCUACGACGACGAGACCGGGGGGCGGGCCAAGACGGGACAGGUGCAAGGCGUUCUAGUCGACUGCCCUGGCACGCAGCGGACGCUUACCAAGUCGAUCGAGACCAGGAACGAAGACGAGCACGCGUUUCCCACCGGCCAGAUCAAGCUCCACAUUCUUUGGUACCAGGCCUGCGCAGAGCUUGGAGAGCUGUUCAAUUUGACUGUGGCAAUAGCACAAGCGCUGCGAGGAUUCUCCCUCGUUCCUAUGCUGCCGAAUCUCGCGCGGCAGGAGUCCCAGACAACAGGGCUGCCGCUGGCUGGCCUCUCCAGGAUGCGCCGCGCGGCGCGCUUCAUGGGGUCGAAGAAGGCGACCGUGGAAAUAGUUUUGGAACUCUCGGGAAGUUUCGAGGCCGUCCAACGCGAGCAUUGCUUCUUCCAGCACCCGCUGCUCCGCCUCGGCCCAGUACUGGACCCGGUGUUUCCUGAGCCGGAGAGUGCGCGCACGGGCCCUGACAGCCAGCCAGUGGCAGCUGCGCGAUGCGACAACGCGUCAGAGGCAAACACUGUCGUCACCCAGCUCAUCGAGCCAACCGCUUGCCACGGGCGCCCGCAGGACAUGCCGCGCAAUUGCGACCUCACAAGCGAAGCGCUCAUGCGCGCGCUGAACCGCUGCCUCUCGGAUUGGCAGGGCGGGGCAGCCAGCGGGGGCGCUGUGCCACAGCUCGAGUUUGUGGUCGACUCGUUGACCAUAGCCAAUGUUGUAAAUAUGGAAGCUUGUUGCGAUAAUACAGUGCACAAGCCGGCCUUUGACCGCAUUCUCACGAGAUUGGCGGACUGCUACAAUGAGACAUUCCAGAACAAAGCUGCCUUUCUGCCGACGCACGAGUGGAGGCCGCGCGAGUGGAACGUCACCGCAGACCGACUGUGCAAUAUAGGUCUGGACGUGCGGGCUGGGUUCCGGCGCGAUUUUGUCGCUGACAUCGGCGCUGAUCUCCUGCGAGGCCACUCGCUCCAGGUGCAUUCGGAUGGUGGGCUCAGAGGUGCGGCGUCGCAUUUGCAGGUUGGCCACGCGCAUGAGGACGUCGACUUCGUGUUUUCCGCGAUGUCCACGGCCAUCCGCAAGAUGGAAAGCAACAUCUAUAUCUACACCGACAGCUACAUCAACAUGUACACCUGCAUCUACAUCUACACCAACGUCAACAGCGAGACUCACAUCUACACCUACAUCUACAUCUACAUCUACACCUACAUCUACAUCUACACCUACAUCUACAUCUACAUCUCCAUAUACACUUUCGCAUUG